Messenger RNA from Vombatus ursinus (common wombat), 1095 nucleotides. RefSeq names its product proline rich 13 (gene PRR13). Bases 88 to 534 code for a protein of 148 amino acids. The transcript has 4 exons. The record is from RefSeq and is a predicted model, not a curated record. Gene Ontology annotation, cellular component: nucleoplasm. NCBI's taxonomy places the organism in Eukaryota, Metazoa, Chordata, Mammalia, Diprotodontia, Vombatidae.
ACCAGGAAGCAGGCGCUGGGAGGUGGGGGGAGGACGAGAGAGGACUCUGGCUCCUGCGGAAGGGAAGAGGGAACAGAACAGUGGAGGAUGUGGGACCCCAAUGCAGGGCGGCCAGGGAUGUACCCUUCUGGGGGUCCUAUGCCCCCUUCAACUUCUGGGUGCCCUGGGGUUACCAACCCCAUCAACCCACCAUCAGUCAAUCCUGCAUACCCUCCAGGUACCUUUCCUUCCCCACCUGGGUGUUUCCCAGGGAAUCCAGCUUAUCCUCCUGGUAAUGCUUUUGGCCCUGGGCAGCAGCCAGGAUACCCAGGCUGCCCACCCCCAGGUCCCUGCCCACCUCCGGGUCACUACCCACCUCCUGGCCCUUGUGUGCCUUCUGUGAAUCCCUUGGCCCCAGGGGUCAUGGGGCCAGGUAUUGUGAUGGAUAAGAAGAUGAGGAAGAAGAUGAAGAAGGCUCAUAAGAAAGCGCAUAAACAUCACAAACAUGGCAAGCAUUCUUCCUCCUCCUCCUCUUCCAGCAGUGACUCUGACUGAAUCCUGGGCCCUCCUCCCCCCAAGUCACACCACCCCAGCUCUCCCAUCAAGCCUUGGACACCAUAUUGUGCUGGGGGAAGAUAGCCUUGCAGCCCCAACCUCAUUCACCCCUUUGCCCAAAUUGGUUGGUGAAGGUGAGGAAAGGAUCCCUAUUGGCCUGAGGAAGUCCAUUUUUUUACCUACUAGAUUGAAUCAUUGGGGGCACUCCUUUCUGAAGAUGUAUGUCCUUUGAGCCAAAUGCUGAAGAACAUUUUAGGAUCUGGAAAAAUGUGAUUUUAAAAAAUUUAUUUUGUAAUUUGUGUGGGAGAAGGGGAAGAAGGGGGGUGUGGCAUUACCAUGGUAAUCUUAUGAUAAUGGGAUGUGGGAACUACAUUUCCCAGCAGACUCUGCUUUCUACUCAGCCCAUUGCCUUCUGGGAAAGAGAGUUCUUUUGAAUAGGAUAAUGUGGGUGCCAUUUUGGAACCUUAUUUCUUGGUGAGCUCUUUUCAUCCCAAUCAUUCUUGGGUCUUCCUCUGUUUCUCUCACUGUGCUUCCCAAUAAAGCUGUUUAUCCCAGUCUCCA